AAAAUUAGCAAAUGUUGAUGAGAAUCGUUCAAAAUCCCAAACCCUUAAUUUCCGCCAUUUUCCUCUGAAGAAGAAGAAGAAAUGACGCACUCCUUCCGACUCUGCCUACCAAUAAUUCUACGAUGGCGAAACUCCUCGAGACCUUUCCUUGUGUUCCGUCCACCGAACGAGGCCGUGGCAUUUUGAUCUCCGGCGACCCCAAAUCCGACACCAUUCUCUACUGCAACGGCCGCUCUGUCUUCAUCCGGAGCCUCCGCCAACCCCAAGACGUCCAAGUUUACGGUGAACAUGGCUAUGCUGUCACCGUUGCUCGCUACUCUCCCAACGGCGAGUGGAUUGCUUCCGCUGAUGUCUCUGGCACGGUUCGCGUUUGGGGAACGCACAACGGCUUCGUGCUCAAGAACGAAUUCAGAGUCCUUGCUGGUCGGAUCGAUGAUCUCCAAUGGUCUUUCGAUGGUCUUCGAAUUGUUGCUUCCGGCGAUGGAAAGGGCAAAUCUCUUGUUCGAUCCUUCGCAUGGGACUCUGGCAAUACAAUGGGGGAUUUUGAUGGCCAUUCUCGUAGGGUUCUGAGUUGUGCCUUCAAGCCAACGCGACCUUUCCGAAUUGCCACAUGCGGUGAAGACUUCUUGGUUAACUUUUACGACGGUCCACCUUUCAAGGAGCAUUCCAACUUCGUCAACUGCAUCAGAUAUUCACCUGAUGGUACUAAAUUCAUUACCGUAAGCUCUGACAAAAAAGGUAUGAUUUACGAUGGCAAAACUGGAGAUAAAAUUGGAGAAUUGGCCUCAGAAGAUGGUCACAAAGGCAGCAUCUACGCUGUUAGUUGGAGCCCCGACAGCAAAAGGGUGCUCACUGUCUCUGCUGAUAAGUCUGCCAAGGUAUGGGAGGUAGCUGAAGAUGGAACGGUUGGCUCUGUAAUUAAAACAUUGACGUUUAUAGAAUCUGGUGGAGCAGAAGAUAUGCUUGUGGGAUGUCUUUGGCAGAACGAUCAUCUCAUUACUGUGUCUCUUGGCGGUACCAUGUCCCUCUUCUCUGCAGAUGAUAUGGAUAAGCCUCCCUUGCUUUUAUCUGGGCAUAUAAAGAAUGUCACGUCUUUGGCUGUUCUUGGAGCAAACCAGAAGACGAUUCUGUCCUGUAGCUAUGACGGUCUCAUAGUCAAAUGGCUACAAGGGGUUGGGUACAGUUGCAAGUUACAAAUGAAAGACACCAAAAUCAAGCGAUUAGCGGCUACUGAAUCUAGCAUUUUCCUAUCCGGAUUUGAUAACAAGGUCUGGAGAAUUCCAUUAACCGACAACGAAUUUGGAGCUGCAGAACAUGUCGAUAUAGGCCAUCAGCCUCUGGACAUAAGCAUAGCCGUUGAUUCGCCAGAAUCCACAUCACUAGUCUCGUUUGAUUCCGGAGUUGUAUUGCUCAAUGGUCUGAACAUUUUGAGCAAGAUCGAUCUGGGUUUUGCUGUGGCAGCCUCCGUGAUCUCACCUGACGGGAAAGAAGCGAUAGUAGGAGGGCAAGACGGGAAGUUACACAUAUACUCAGUCUCAGGGGACAACAGCCUGAAAGAGGAAGCCGUGCUGGAGAAACACAGAGGUGCUUUGACAGUGAUACGUUACUCUCCUGACUUAACAAUGUUUGCUUCUGGAGAUGCCAACCGCGAAGCUGUUGUCUGGGAUCGCGAGACCAAACAGGUGAAGCUAAACAACAUGUUGUUCCACACGGCUCGUAUAAACUGCUUGGCAUGGUCACCAAACAGCACGAUGGUAGCCACAGGGUCCAUAGACACUUGCGUCAUUGUAUAUGAAGUAGACAAGCCAGCUUCAAGUCGCAUAACCGUCAGAAACGCGCACCUCGGGGGAGUUAAUGCUGUAGGCUUCAUUGAUGAUUGCACCGUAGCAAGUUCCGGAGAAGACGCUUCCGUUCGUUUGUGGCAUAUCGAACCUCAGGAUAUACAGAUUAUGGCGCCUUUUGGCGGGAAAUCUUUAGUGGACGCUGUUUCUGGCAUCGGAGGGAAUGGAGUUGGCCGGGCUCUGGCUGCGGUGGCCGCCGCUCUGUUGGUUCGCCUCUUCGCUGGACCCGGCAUCGCUCUCUUACCUGAAAAUGAGGCUGACGAUGAUUACGCUGAGACGGAAGACGGUGGUGGUGAUUCUUCUCCGGGGAAAAUUCGUCCGGUGACAAUCCGUUGGAGGAACAUCACCUGCUCGCUCUCCGAUAAGUCCUCCAAAUCGGUGAGGUUUUUGUUGAAAAAUGUCUCUGGAGAAGCAAAACCUGGGAGGUUGCUAGCGAUAAUGGGCCCUUCUGGAUCUGGGAAAACAACAUUGCUCAAUGUUUUAGCUGGACAGCUUAGUUCAUCUCCACGUUUGCAUUUGUCAGGUCUUUUGGAGGUCAAUGGAAAACCAAGCUCAAGCAGAGCUUAUAAGCUUGCUUUUGUGAGACAGGAGGAUCUCUUCUUCUCGCAGUUGACUGUCAGGGAAACACUUUCUUUCGCAGCGGAGCUUCAGCUUCCGGAGAUCUCUUCUGCUGAGGAGAGGGAUGACUAUGUGAACAACCUCUUGCUUAAACUUGGUCUGGUCAGCUGUGCAGAUUCGUGUGUUGGCGAUGCAAAAGUUCGUGGCAUCAGCGGUGGAGAAAAGAAGCGGCUGUCACUUGCAUGUGAAUUGAUCGCUAGUCCCUCUGUCAUAUUUGCUGAUGAACCCACAACUGGGCUUGAUGCCUUCCAGGCUGAGAAAGUGAUGGAAACAUUGCAAAAGCUUGCACAAGAUGGACACACUGUGAUCUGCUCCAUUCACCAGCCUAGAGGUUCGGUGUACGCUAAAUUUGACGACAUUGUGUUACUAACAGAAGGAACUCUAGUCUAUGCUGGCCCUGCAGGAAAAGAACCUUUGACAUAUUUCGGGAACUUCGGGUUCCUUUGCCCAGAGCAUGUAAACCCUGCUGAGUUUCUUGCUGAUCUUAUAUCUGUUGACUAUAGCUCUUCGGAAACUGUCUACUCUUCGCAGAAGAGAGUACAUGCUCUUGUUGAUGCGUUCUCCCAGCGUUCAUCAUCUGUUCGUUAUGCUACUCCCCUCGGCAUAAAAGAUGAAACAAAGAACAGCAUUAGACCUCGCAGAAAAGCCAUUGUUGAGAGAAAAGAUGGUUGGUGGAGGCAGUUUUUCUUGCUGCUUAAGCGUGCAUGGAUGCAGGCUUCUCGAGAUGGGCCAACAAACAAAGUCCGUGCAAGAAUGUCUGUUGCAUCUGCUCUGAUAUUUGGGUCCGUUUUCUGGAGAAUGGGGAAAUCUCAGACAUCAAUUCAGGACAGAAUGGGUUUGCUUCAGGUUGCUGCAAUAAACACGGCAAUGGCAGCUCUCACAAAGACAGUUGGUGUCUUUCCUAAAGAGCGUGCCAUUGUGGAUAGAGAACGGUCCAAAGGGUCUUAUUCUUUAGGCCCUUACCUGCUCUCCAAAACAAUAGCUGAAAUUCCUAUUGGAGCUGCAUUUCCUUUGAUGUUUGGUGCUGUACUAUACCCCAUGGCUCGCCUUAAUCCCACUUUGUCAAGAUUUGGAAAAUUUUGUGGGAUAGUGACUGUGGAGUCUUUUGCUGCGUCUGCAAUGGGUCUAACUGUUGGAGCUAUGGUCCCAAGCACAGAAGCUGCAAUGGCUGUAGGACCAUCUCUCAUGACAGUUUUCAUCGUGUUUGGAGGUUACUAUGUCAAUGCAGACAACACCCCAAUUAUCUUCCGUUGGAUUCCUCGUGCUUCAUUAAUCAGAUGGGCCUUCCAGGGACUCUGCAUCAACGAAUUCAGCGGCCUCAAGUUUGAUCAUCAGAACACUUUUGACGUCCAAACUGGAGAACAGGCGCUAGAACGACUGUCGUUUGGAGGAAGGCGGAUAAGGGAGACGAUAGCAGCUCAAAGCCGGAUUCUGAUGUUCUGGUAUAGCGCCACAUACCUUCUCCUGGAGAAAAACAAGCCAAAGUAUCAAAAGCUUGAGCUUCUUGUUGACAAUGGAGAAAGUGAGAGUCCAGGAGUGCAGCUGGAUGAAGCAGAGAUUGAUCAAGCAGAGGAACCUGAAGAUGAUGAUAUCAAGCAGCCACUUGAGGAUCAAAGUCAGACAUUGGAUUCGGAAGAUGAGCUUGACGAAAUCCGUCCCUUUGUCCUCGAAGCAGGUAGCAAAGUGAGCGAAUAAAAGAGUUGCUCCUAUUACACCUCUCUCUCUCUCUGCCUUUAACCCCAAUGUAAGAAAGACUCAUCUUCGUU
Messenger RNA from Arabidopsis arenosa, 4225 nucleotides. Lineage: Eukaryota; Viridiplantae; Streptophyta; Magnoliopsida; Brassicales; Brassicaceae. The record is from the annotation of a GenBank genome assembly.